CCAGGUUCCCGGACUGCGACGAGCCCUACCCUCGCCUGGUUGACCUCAACCUGGCGGGCGAGCCCACGGAGGAGGCGCCGAUGGCCGUGCAGAGGGAUUACGGCUUCUGGUGUCCCCGGGAGCUGAAAAUCGACCCCGAGCUGGGCUACUCCUUCCUCAGGGUGCGGGACUGCUCCCCUCCGUGCCCCAACAUGUACUUCCGCCGCGAGGAGCUCUCCUUCGCCCGCUACUUCAUCGGCGUCAUCUCCAUCGUCUGCCUCUCGGCCACCCUGUUCACCUUCCUCACCUUCCUCAUCGACGUCACGCGCUUCCGCUACCCGGAGCGCCCCAUCAUCUUCUACGCCGUCUGCUACAUGAUGGUGUCCCUCAUCUUCUUCAUCGGCUUCCUGCUGGAGGACCGCGUGGCCUGCAACGCCUCCAGCCCCUCGCAGUACAAGGCCUCCACGGUGACGCAGGGCUCGCACAACAAGGCCUGCACCAUGCUCUUCAUGGUGCUCUACUUCUUCACCAUGGCCGGCAGCGUCUGGUGGGUCAUCCUCACCAUCACCUGGUUCCUGGCCGCCGUGCCCAAGUGGGGCAGCGAGGCCAUCGAGAAGAAGGCGCUGCUGUUCCACGCCAGCGCCUGGGGCAUCCCGGGCACGCUCACCAUCAUCCUGCUGGCCAUGAACAAGAUCGAGGGCGACAACAUCAGCGGCGUGUGCUUCGUGGGGCUCUACGACGUGGAUGCGCUGCGCUACUUCGUGCUGGCGCCCCUGUGCCUCUACGUGGUGGUGGGCGUGUCCCUGCUGCUGGCCGGGAUCAUCUCCCUCAACCGCGUGCGCAUCGAGAUCCCGCUGGAGAAGGAGAACCAGGACAAGCUGGUCAAGUUCAUGAUCCGCAUCGGCGUCUUCAGCGUGCUCUACCUCGUGCCCCUGCUGGUGGUCAUCGGCUGCUACUUCUACGAGCAGGCCUACCGGGGCGUGUGGGAGACCACGUGGAUCCAGGAGCGCUGCCGCGAGUACCACAUCCCCUGUCCCUUCCAGGU
Molecule: messenger RNA, 1024 nt
Organism: Zonotrichia albicollis (white-throated sparrow)
Lineage: Eukaryota; Metazoa; Chordata; Aves; Passeriformes; Passerellidae
Source: RefSeq, a predicted model, not a curated record